Molecule: messenger RNA, 2066 nt
Organism: Monodelphis domestica (gray short-tailed opossum)
Lineage: Eukaryota; Metazoa; Chordata; Mammalia; Didelphimorphia; Didelphidae
Source: RefSeq, a predicted model, not a curated record
UCUCCCCUUCUCUCUUCCUGUAGGAGGUGAUGCUGGUGUGGUGCCAGUCACACAUGCCCAAGGCCAUGAAGGACCAGGAAGCACAGGAGCACUGAUGAGGAGCCCCCUGACCCCUGUGUCUACUGUUAUUCCCACAGCAGCAGGGAGCUUCAACUCGAAGACCUUCACCAUCAACUUCACCAUCACCAACAUGUUUUACAAAACCAAGAUGGGUCAAAGGGGUUCCAGCACAUUCCGUGUUGCUGAAUUUGUCCUGCAGCACCUGUUCAAGGUAUUGUUUGAAAGAAGCAGCCUUGGCUCUCAGUAUUCUGGAUGCAGUGUGACCUUGCUGAGGUCUAUGAAUAAUGGGAAAGCAACAGGAGUGGAGGUUAUAUGUUCUUAUCAGGAAUUUUUCUCCAUCCCUGUCUUGGACAAGAAGAAGAUUUACCAAGAGCUGAGUCAACAGACUAAUGGAAUAACAAGGCUCGGAGGUUAUAUUCUAGAUGAGGAAAGCCUCUAUGUGGAUGCUGGUGAUGCUGUGGUGGGGCCAGUCACACCAGCCCAAGGUCAUGGAGCACCAAGACUCACAGUAGCACUGAUAAGGAGUCCCCUGACUCCUGUGUCUACUAUUAUUCCCACAGCAAGUGGGAGACCAAGACUGGAAACUUUUACUAUGAAUUUCACCAUAAACAACACUCUGUACACAGAAGAUAUGGAACAGCCAUACUCAGAGAAAUUCAGCUCUACAGAGAGAAUCCUCCAUCACCUACUCAGAGGCUUGUUCAAGAACAGUAGCCUGGCUUCUAGCUAUACUAGGCCUGUGAAGGAUGGGGAAGCCACUGGAGUGGAUGUUGUGUGUGCCCAUUAUAAAGACCCCAGCAGGCCUGUCCUGUACCACGUGAAGGUUUACUUGGAGCUGAGCAACCAGACCUAUGGCAUCAUCAGGCUCGGCCCCUACACCCUGAACAGCGACAGCCUCUUCCUCAUUGGUUAUAAUGAUAAACAUUCUGGGACCAUAAGCAGGCCCAGUAGAGCAAGCGAGGGCAGAAUGAUGACCACAGCUGGAGAAUCACAGACCAUAAUCAUUACAAUUUCCAGCCCUGCAGUAAUAACACACUCUGUUCUGGCAACAACAGCAGCCCCGACCACUGCCUGUGCUAUCGACUUGGAAAAAAUCACUGUGCCUGCUUCCUCUGCCUUGCCAGAGCUCAUGGUAGCACCAUUUGCCUGGUCUGGAGUGGCGACCAGCCCAUCUGAAACUACGCUCAUUGCGGAAAUCUGUACCCCACUUGGGGCUGGGACAGGAGGAGGGAGCCCCAUAGGUGUCCCUUCACACCUCACUAGUCUUGACACGACAACAUCAACCACAGUCUUUCCCUGCACCAAUGUGCCCCCAGCACAGUCUACAAUGUGCUCUACAAUCAGCCUACAAUCAGCCACAACUCUUUGCCGGGUCAGUAGAGAAGAACGAAAGCCAAAGACCUCUCUGGACACAUCUGCUUCAGAGACCACAGCCAUGGCUACUGCAAGGGUAUGGCUGGCCCUGACCAAGACUCCAACCACAAUGGACAUCAGCAGAGGAGCUAAGGCUGUGGUUCUGUCCACAAGUGAUUUGCCCACCAGCUCAGCUGUCCCACUCAUUCCCACAGAUAAAGUAUCCACCCAGACCACCAUGACCACUAUUGCAGACACUGGUAAGAAUAGUUCCUUCAUUAUCUUCCCUGCUGGAACAUGGGGUUAUAUUUUAGUGAAAAAUAGAGAGUAAAACAGUCACCACAGUUAUGGUUUCUGAGUCUGACAUGUCCAAGGAGGAGGUCAACCUUGUCCUUUUUCCCUUAAUGACUCAUGAAGGGUGUGUGAUGCAGUAGUAAGAGCAGGCAUUCAUGUCAGAGGACCUGGGUUCAAAUCUUAGAUCUGAUAUUUUCUACCCAUAUGGGGAAGAUUGAUCAGGAAAGACAGAUAAUAAGGAUGGAGCUUUUGCAGGAUGGAGAAGAUAAGCCUUUGUUUGGAAUUGUGACUACACACCCAUUUGGCAGUUGUGGACAAAACACCUCCUGGUACUUUGUAGAUAGGAUUGAGAACAUGCC